Messenger RNA from Setaria italica (foxtail millet), 1132 nucleotides. RefSeq names its product nudix hydrolase 15, mitochondrial. Gene Ontology annotation, molecular function: acetyl-CoA hydrolase activity; coenzyme A diphosphatase activity. Gene Ontology annotation, biological process: coenzyme A catabolic process. The record is from RefSeq and is a predicted model, not a curated record. NCBI's taxonomy places the organism in Eukaryota, Viridiplantae, Streptophyta, Magnoliopsida, Poales, Poaceae.
CCCCACCUCGGUAUCGCCGCUGCUGCGCCGUUAUCACCGUCGCUGCGAUGAGGCCUCUCCUUACCCGCCUCUUCACCUCCACUCACAUUGCCAUGGCCGCCUCCCCCUCCUCUUCCUCUCCGUCUAGACGGUUGGCCCAUCUCACACGCCAUCUCGCCGCCUCCUCUUCCGGCGAGCUCUCCUCAGUGGGCGCCCCUGCCGCCGCAGCCGACACCGUCCCCGCGAAAAGCCCGCGUCCGGCCGCCUCCAAGGUCCCCGCCGCCGUUCUCGUCUGCCUCUUCGAGGAUCCCAGCUGCGGGCCCCGCGUCCUCCUCACCAAGCGCGCUUCCUCCCUCUCCUCCCACUCCGGGGAGGUGUCAUUACCCGGAGGGAAGGUUGACGAGGGGGACGCCGAUGCCAAGGCCACGGCUUUGCGGGAGGCGAAGGAGGAGAUUGGAUUGGACCCGGCGAUUGUCUCUGUUGUGACAGUUCUUGAGCCAUUCCUGUCCAAGAACGGGGUCAAUGUUGUUCCUGUAAUUGGCAUGGUUUCGGAUAAAGCAUUGUUCAAGCCUGUCCUGAACAAAGCUGAAGUGGAGGACAUCUUUGACGCACCACUGGAGAUGUUUCUAAAGGACGACCACCGGAGAACAAAACAGAUGAAUUGGAUGGGCAUAGAUAUUCCAGUCCAGUUUUUCGACUAUGAGGAAGACGGCAAAAAGUUUGUGAUUUGGGGCCUAACCGCGCACAUCUUGACCCGUGCCGCGGCAGUCGUUUUGCAGAGGCAACCAUCGUUUGCCGAACUUCCCAGACCCAAAUAUGCAAGCGCACCCACCGCUGACACUGAUGAGACCAAACCCUGAUGUUUUAUGGUUAUAUACUGGCAGGGGGUGUUCGGUUCAGAACCUUUUGGUUGUAGAAUUAUCUUUCCCUCCACAUCUUGGCUGCGAAAGGUACCAAAAAUUUGUUUUGUACAUUUCACUAUCGAUGUGUAGAUUGUAUUGUUAUGUAUAGCAGCCACCAAAUAAUAUUGGCACAUGUAUGCGCCCUCUUGUUUUGGGCAAUGACCACUUGGUGGAAGAGGAAGACCGAUGUACUUUGUGACAAAAGAAUUUACUAUAAACUCCAGAAAAAAUGGCAAUUUCUUUUUGCAGGA